AUGGCGGCGAGCAGGAGGCUGCACAAGGUACAUUUCCUGAUCAAUCCAAUUAGGAUUUUCUCUUGUUAGAUUAAAGAAAGUAAAACAUUCGGACUCCCAAAUGUUAGAUACAAUUAAAUAUGUCGUUAAAUUUGUUUCAUUUAGCCCCACACUGUCAGAAACCUCAUGAAACUCGGUAGGCAGAAAAUGACGUUAGUAUGCUAAGCUAACCAGCUAGCAGUUGUUUUUUGGUCGUGUUAGCGCCGGCAUAUUAAUAGGCUAGAUUCGAAUUAAACGUUUUGUUAAUCUAAAUGUAUUAACAGGGUUAACCAUGUGUUAUCAUAAAUUAAGAUUCAAUUCAGUAUUGUGUCAUCAGUUGGGUGGUAAUCGCGCUUCAACAUUUUUGAACAUCGUCUCAGAAAAACUUUAACUAGCUACGUACUGUGUAGCUAGCUUAAUACUAAUUUAGCAGGGAGUUAAUUGUGCUAGCUAGUUACGCACAACAGUUACCUAGGUCGCUAGCAGUGUGGUUCAAUGAGCUAGUUAGCAACUCGGGUUAACGUUAGUGUUAGCUAGCAAGUUUAUUUUCUCAACGUGAAACCGAGGCGAGGAAGCUGACCAGCUAACGUUAACCCGAUGUAUAUACAAUCUAGCUAACGUUAUGAGGUACUGUAGCUACCGGUAACCAGAGUUGGUUUCUUAGCUUUGAAUUGUUUUGAAUAGUCGAGUGAAUCGAAAGUGAAAUUGUAGAAAUUGAGUAUCUGCGGCUGCCAAGUAAGCUAGCAAACUAACUUAGUUAGUUGAAUUUAAUUCAUUCGAUCUCAAUAAGCCAGCUAACUAAUUGACCAACACCGGGUUUAAACAAUCCUCAUGUUCUCAACACUGGGUGUCAACAACCCUGCCUUAUCAUAAUUGGCAGUUGGGUUUAAUUUGUGUUAAUAUAGCUAUAGGGAGGUAGGUAGUUAGCAGUAUCGAUGGACCUUGCUUCUUGUUUAUCGAUUAAUCUUGUUUAUUUGUGCCACGAAUUGUUAUUUAUUAGAAAGUUGUUGCAUAUAUUUUAACACCCUUUCUUUGCUCAAAACAACCAUAUGCAUUUCUCUUUUCCCUUGCAUUUGUCAGCCACCAUUUGACCCUGCCUGCCUAGGAUAAUCAUUUCUAGUAAACACAGUCCCCAUCAAGUCAACAAGAAUAAAGACAAUGUCUUGAACUCCACACAUCUUCGUUUGACAAAGUCGCUUGCAUUGUAAUCCUGUAGCAGAUGUCUUAUCCAGAGCAACAUAGAAUAAGGCUACAUUCAAGCGCUGAUUUGAUAAGAAAUGAAACCAGGAAGCUGUGUGCCCAUGUUUUAUUCUUAUGGGUGUGUUAACUGUAAGGUCCUUGUCACUAUAACAAAACCCCAAAUCUCAUGAUUUGUAGAAAGAUUACCAGCCCUGUGAUUUGAGUCAGUCCUCUGGUUUGGCAGAAAGCAGUGUUCUGUUGUGAGAUCAGUGAGAAUGCACUGGAGCACUUCCUGGUUGAGAAGGGGUGUGGCUGCUUGGUUCCAGGGUUGAGACUCAGACAGUUGAUACAUUAACAUAUAGGUUAAUCCCUAGUACCUGUAGUCAUCCAGUCUUUUAUUUGUAUUUUUUUUCCCCACAGUGAAAUGUGCAAUGAAAUGGGUUGUUUUACAGGGUCUGCAAUAGUAGUACAGCGCCCCUGGAGCAAAUUAGGGUUAAGUGCCUUGCUCAAGAGUACAUAGAUAGAUCUUGUACCUUGUCGGCUCUGGUAUUCGAACCAGCGACCUUUUGGUUACUGGCCCAACGCUCUAACCGCUAGGCUACCUUCCACCCCGUGUGUCUAGUUCUGUAUUUUGCCCCGUGUGUUUACUUGUGUCUGUAGUCAUUCGAUUGUUUUUGGCCUAUAGGACACAGCUUGUUUAAUGGUUACUAGGACUCAGCUUGUUUAAUGGUUACUAGGACUCAGCCAACACAGGAACAUGUUUUAUCAGUCCUUUAUCUCUUGUUAGAUAUAAACAUUUCUGCUUCCUGUAAUGGUUAUGUUUAUGAUGAACUAACAUUAACUAAUUGUACAGGAGAACUUGCUCAUUAUGUAUUCACCCUCUUUUUCAGGAACUUGAUGAAAUCCGGAAGUCUGGAAUGAAAAAUUUCCGUAACAUUCAAGUGGAUGAAUCAAAUAUUUUGACUUGGCAAGGCCUCAUUGUUCCAGUAAGUCAAUAUUAACUACUGUUGUCUCCGGACAGACAUGAACAUGAGCAGAAUAACAAGGAGGACCAAGGCACUCUCCUCGAUAUUGCAAUUUCUUUGUUGCUGUGGCAUGUUCAGUAGGACAUCAGCUCACCUUUUAACCAAACGUCAUUGUCUCUCUCCCCUCUAAAAGGACAACCCUCCAUACGAUAAAGGUGCUUUCAGAAUCGAGAUCAUCUUCCCAGCGGAGUACCCCUUCAAGCCCCCCAAGAUCACGUUCAAGACCAAGAUCUACCACCCCAACAUCGACGAGAAGGGACAGGUGUGUCUGCCUGUGAUCAGCGCAGAGAACUGGAAACCAGCCACUAAAACUGACCAAGGUAUGGCGGAAAGACGCAUGCACACUCAGACAGACAAAGGCAAUAGACAGUGGUUUCUUCUCUGACAUAUCUUUUUAAGUAAUAGUUACUAUUGCAGUUUUUUGUAAUUUCUCAUUGAAAUGCUGCCUGAACACUAACCCUCUAGCAGUCUCCUCUACCUCAGAGGCUCCUACUUGGCUGGAGAGGUUUCCAUCCUGCGACCUCUACCUAGUUAUGGAUUUCAAUGUGUCUUUUCCAUCUGGACUACCUGAUGUCAUCCUCCAUUUUUACAUCAUUCUUACAGUCUCCUCUUUUGUUCUGUUUGUCUCCCUGCAGUGAUCCAGUCCCUGAUUGCGCUGGUCAACGACCCCCAGCCAGAGCAUCCUCUCAGGGCAGACCUAGCAGAGGAAUACUCUAAGGACCGUAAAAAAUUCUUUAAGAACGCAGAAGAGUUUACAAAGAAACAUGGAGAAAAACGACCUGUGGACUGA
This is a messenger RNA of Coregonus sp. 'balchen', 3012 nucleotides long. The record is from the annotation of a GenBank genome assembly. Lineage: Eukaryota; Metazoa; Chordata; Actinopteri; Salmoniformes; Salmonidae.